This is a messenger RNA of Acomys russatus (golden spiny mouse), 594 nucleotides long. It is a transcript of the gene Prr13, whose product is annotated as proline rich 13. The coding region runs from base 118 to 534 and encodes 138 amino acids. The record is from RefSeq and is a predicted model, not a curated record. The transcript has 4 exons. NCBI's taxonomy places the organism in Eukaryota, Metazoa, Chordata, Mammalia, Rodentia, Muridae. Gene Ontology annotation, cellular component: nucleoplasm.
GUCACGGGGCGGUGCGGAAGCGUGGAAUGAACCCGAGUGACGAGGAAGUGCGAGCCCAGACCGGGAGUGAGGACCGGAGCGCACCGACCCUGGGCAGGCUUGACCCAACAUCUGGACAUGUGGAACCCUAACGCUGGGCCGAAUCCAUACCCACCCCAGGCCGUGUGCCCAGGAGGUUCCAAUCCCGCCUGCCCACCGCCUAUCAAUCCAGCCUUUCCUCCUGGCCCCUGCCCGCCAGGAAUUCCCCAGGGGAACCCAGCGUUCCCUCCGUGUCGGCCACCUUACCCUGUACCACAACCAGGGUGUCCAGGGUACCGGCCCUCAGGCCCCUACCCUCCCCCCUACCCACCCCCCGCUCCUGGGAUGUGCCCUGUGAAUCCUCUGGCUCCUGGCAUGGUAGGCCCAGGCAUAGUGGUGGACAAGAAGACUCACAAGAAAAUGAAGAAAGAGCAUAAAAAAAAGCACAAGCAACACAAACACGGAAAGCAUUCCUCCUCCUCCUCCUCCUCCUCCUCCAGCAGUGACUCUGACUGAGCACAGGGUCUGGACCCUCCUCCCCUCAAGUGUCAGCAGCAGCGCCAAGGUCCCAUCAGA